This is a messenger RNA of Amaranthus tricolor (Joseph's coat), 3044 nucleotides long. RefSeq lists its product as uncharacterized. Gene Ontology annotation, molecular function: tRNA 2'-phosphotransferase activity. NCBI's taxonomy places the organism in Eukaryota, Viridiplantae, Streptophyta, Magnoliopsida, Caryophyllales, Amaranthaceae. The transcript has 10 exons. The record is from RefSeq and is a predicted model, not a curated record. Bases 1664 to 2533 code for a protein of 289 amino acids. Gene Ontology annotation, biological process: tRNA splicing, via endonucleolytic cleavage and ligation.
AAUUACUAGAUUGUAUAAUUCCUUAAUCCUUACCCUCUUCAGUUUCCUUCAACCCAUUCUUUCACCGGAAUACCAACACAAUUGAUAAAUCAACACACCCAACCACCAUCAUCACCGCUGACAAGCUCUCCUCUAGCGUUAGCACUCCACUCAACCAAGAAGCCUCACCACCGUAUCACUAUCUUCAGCCUAACACCACCACGGCACACGCCUACGAUCGCCAUCCCAGGCCCUGCUGUUGCCUCAACUUUGCAAGACAAGCGCCCUUUUUUUCACUUAUGUCCAUAGCUUUUCCUUCCAUACCUUCCACUCUCCAUUAAUUUUCACCAAAAAGAAGAAAUUGAAUCUCAUGUUUUUCAAUAUCAAGUGUGAUGAAGAUAAUUUAGUCUUUGUUGCAACUUCAUCCUAAAUUUAAUAUCUCAAUUGUUCUUUCUUCUAUUGGUACUCUUCUUCCUAAUUUCUCAUUUUAUUAUCUCUACUUUUCAUGUUCAAAUUAUUCUAAUUUUGGUCUCGAUCUUUCCUUCAAUUUAAUUUUGAGCUAGGAUACACUACAAAUUGAUAGUGCUUACUCUAUUUGUCAAUUGAUCACUUAACUAAUCACUUGGCUUUCUCAACUCAAUCCCAAGUCUGCCGUAGCUCGAGAUAAACUGAGCUGUUCAUCCAUUCAACUUCAUAAAUUUCCCCUCAAAAACAAAUUAAGGUACACCCAACCAAGAUAACUUUUUAAGCUUAAUUUAAAUAUGUGGAUAGAAAUUGCUGUAAAUUGUACAAACUUUGAUAUUGUAGGGAUUAAAUUAUGAAAUUUGUAAUUGGAAUUAACAGUUGAGAUUUUAGUUAGUCUUGUUUCAAUUUGGGUUUUAAUUGAGAAAUUUUUGAAGAAAUGGAGGAUGAAAUUGAGUUACUUGUUCAUGUUAAAAAUUAUUGAAUCUUUAAGUAUAUUGUUUAAUGUCGAAAUGAUUUGAAUGGAAAUUGACAUAAAAGUGUUUCUUGUGUUGAAUUAUAUGUAGAAAUAUAGGAGUCCUUGUUCUUGGUCUAUUGAAGAAUAAUGAUGUAUUGGGUAUAAUCUUAGAGAUAAUUUCAAAUAAGUGUGUUUAGAAUUAAAAUCAUAGAUACAGUUGGAAAACAAAUCGUAUUUGGUAAUUGAUUAUGAAGAAGAAAUUCCAACAUAAGAUAGAAAGUGAGUUAAUAUUUGAUGGGUUCACUUGGAAAAAGAAACAAGAAUAUAUAAUCUAGAAUGUACUUGACAUUUUGAUGUAUGGAUUAUAAAUUGGGAUACAAAGAUGAGUUAAGUAGGAUAUUGGUAAUGAAGCAUUGAUUUUGGACAUAGUGUGUAUUUUAACGAAACUAAUUGAGUAAGAUUGUAGAUUUGGGUUAUUGUUUAAGCAUUAUGAGCCUAGCAUUAGACCGUAUAAUUUGGUUAAGCCAUCUAGACAAGUGAUCUUUUUCCUACAUCCCUUCACAACUUCAAGCCAUUCUGCCUUCCAUUGCAUCAUCGCUCCUAGGCUCCACAAUCAGUUCAAUGUUUAUUUAAGUUAUAAAUACCAAGAAAAUACAAUGAAAUAAUGUAAACAGUUGACAAAGACCCACUUCCUUCAUUCAAUUCCAUGAAAAGUUUUCUAAAAACUUUGAGGUAAGUUUAUGAUUUGCCGUUAUAGAGAUAUUAAUGCUUGGAGGAUCAUCGACAAUAAUAACAUCAACAACUGCCAGUUACCUGACACCUUUCCGUCUUCUUCCGCCUCAUCGGUUUGCAAUCAGGACAAUGCACAGAGCUAAAGGAAGCAAGGAGAGCUCUUCUUUAUCUUCCUCGGCUCGUGAUUCCCACAUUUCAGGAAGAGGGAAAGGUCAUCUUGAUAUGGAAGGUAGCAAUGGCAGAUCAAGGAAAGGUCAUGGUGGUGAUGCAGAUAGAAUUGAUAGUCUUGGUAGACUAUUGGUUCGCAUAUUGAGACAUAGUGCAACAAAGUUGAAUUUAGAUAUGCGUUGUGAUGGGUAUGUCAACCUUCAAGAUUUACUGAAGUUGAACAUGAAAACAAGGUCAAAUUUCACGCUAAGUUCUCAUUCUAUCGAUGAAGUUAGAGAAGCCGUAAGGAUAGACAACAAGCAGAGGCUUGGCCUUGUGGAAGAAGAUGGAGAACUGUGGAUACGUGCAAAUCAAGGCCAUUCUGUAAAGUCAGUAGAGACUGAGAGUUUAUUGAAACCAAUCCUUUCUGCUGAGGAGAUUCCUGUUUGUAUUCAUGGCACAUAUAAGAGGCUUCUUGAACCAAUUCUUUCAUCCGGUCUCAAGCGAAUGAACAGGUUGCAUGUUCACUUUUCACAUGGCUUGCCUUCUCAAGGAGAAGUAAUAAGUGGCAUGAGGCAUGACGUAAAUUUGCUGAUCUUCAUAGAUACAAAGAAAGCUAUGGAAGAUGGAAUGAAAUUUUACAAGUCAGAGAAUGAAGUAAUAUUGACAGAGGGGUUUGACGGAGUCGUCACACCUAAAUAUUUCCAGAAAAUUGAAAUGUGGCCAAAUAGAAAGCUAUUGCCUUUCCAAGUAUAAGUUGCAAUUUAUUUAAACAAAUAUAUUCUAUCUUGUAUUACUAUUACCAUUUGCAAGUAUUAUUAUGAUGUUUAAUCCUUAGAUUUUUCAAGUUUGUCUUAUUUUUCAUUGUUGGGUUUCUUUCUAAGUGAAUUUGCUUAGAUUGUAUAGGUAUAAUGAAGUUUAUUUGUUUAUGUAUUACUAUGAGUAUCAUCUGUUAAUUAUGAGCGCAUCUCAUAAGCGGCCAUCUUAAUAUCAGGAUGUCGAUCUUAAUAUCAGGAUGUUGCAUAUGAGACAAUCCAAUAUAACCAUACUACUUAAAAGCGCUCACACGUAGCUAAAAAUCUAUUACAUAUAGCUUAAAACUAAUACACAUACUAUUUAGAAUGCACACGUAGAUGAUAAAGUGAAAAAUAUAGUGUAAACUUACAUCUACAAAACUAAUCGCAUAUAGAUCAAAACCAAUCACAUCUAUCUAUAACUAUUACUAAAAUAAAAAAAAUAAAAAAAAAACAAUUGACAUUAUCACCUU